Penicillium chermesinum is the source of this 1929-nucleotide messenger RNA. RefSeq names its product fungal specific transcription factor domain-containing protein. Gene Ontology annotation, biological process: DNA-templated transcription. Lineage: Eukaryota; Fungi; Ascomycota; Eurotiomycetes; Eurotiales; Aspergillaceae. The coding region runs from base 1 to 1929 and encodes 642 amino acids. The record is from RefSeq and is a predicted model, not a curated record. Gene Ontology annotation, molecular function: DNA binding; zinc ion binding. The transcript is spliced from 2 exons.
AUGCUUUCCAUAUUAUCCCGAGCCCCCAAAGGAGGUGCCAGGCAGUUUGCUUUAGGCAAUGGCCUGACCCCCGAGUCUAUGUCGGCGAUCGAGCAGGCCUCUGCACUUGAGCCUCUCCUUCAGGGAACCAGCGGCCGAGGUGAACAACACUCCUCAUCACGAUUCACCAACCCAGGGCUCUCUUUUACAACAUCGCGAGACAUCCAAAGGCCUGCCAGUAGCUAUAUGACCGGAAAGCUUCCAAGAAUUAAAGAACGCCUGGUUGCAAUGCUGCCGAGCCAAGCAGAUAUGGAUUACAUGUUUAGUAUAAGCUACGGAUGGUUUCUGAUCAAGCACCAUAUGCUGGUUUAUCUCCCAGAAGGAUCUGAGGGUGGUCCUGGUGAUAUGUUUGACAUAUCUUUGACCUCGAAAGGCCACCCUAUGGCCAUUGCGAAACUCCUCCUCUGUAUCGCCCUUUGCAUCCAGCAACUUCCACCUGAUAUCGACAUACAGAGGGUUCGAACAUUAUUUCCUCUGAAUGAAAGCAUGAGAAAUAUCACCGACUACAUUUUUUCAACCAUCACCUCUGACGAGGAGCUGGCUUCCAGCGUGGAAGGCAUCGAAUGUCUUGCGCUCCAGGCAAUAUGGCAGACUAAUGCUGGCAACCUCCAAAGAGCGUGGCUUACCUUUCGAAAGGCAAUUGACCUGGGGCACCUUAUUGGCUUGCACAGAGUCUCUCUUAAGCCACAGCAUGAAAUUUCGGACCAGAUGGAGUUGAGGAAGAAUCUAUGGUUCCAAAUUGCCAGAGGGGAGCGGUAUAUCUCGACCAUCAUCGGCGUUCCAUCUUCGAUAGGCUGCUCGUCAGUCUUUCCUUUCGAUGAGAAUAUUCCAGAACUCGCAAUAGAAAGUGCCUACCAUAGCCGCUUGUAUCACAUAUCCGGUUUGAUCCUUGCGCGCAACCAAGACAAAUCAACACAUUCCUUUUCCACAACUCAGAAGAUCGACGAAGAGCUCAAUCAAUUCUCAAAUGAGGUCCCUUCACAAUGGUGGGACAUCCCUACAGACCUAAGGGCGACCCGCACGCUGGAAGCAUCCACGAAAUUCGAUCGUAUUUGCUGCCACAUUUGGCACUUCCAGCUUCUGAUGCUCUUGCACCUGCCGUUCAUGCUGCGGGCCACGUCCGAUCGAAGAUACGCCUAUUCGCAGGUGUGCUGCCUGAAUGGAAGCCGAGGCCUCAUCAAAAGAUGGCUCGUGAUCUGUAAUAGCCAAGUAAGGCUUUUCUCCAAUCUCUUUGAAUUCCAGGCUUUCAUGGCUGCCACGACUCUUUUACUGGGGCUUUUCGUGCCCUAUUCCCCCGCCGACCAGAAUGCUGUUCACGAGCAAUAUGAAGACUUCCUUCUUGUUGAGAAGGUUAUACGGAGCUUUGAGCAGAAUCAGGGGAAUGGGACCCACGUCUCUAUUGGCAAACAAAGCAUCGCCGUGAUGCGAGCCCUUCAACGAGCUCUUCGAAAUGAAAGUAGCCUCUCCACUAAAUUACGCUUGGAAAUCCCAUUCUUUGGCACGAUCAGUAUUGCCCGUAGCGGUGCCAUACAGUCGCUGGAGGGGGAAGCGAUUAUUGGAGCCAAUUCUCGUCCUGUUGCAAGGCCAACGGAAGCAUCUUCUACCUUCUCGUCUACUCAGCCUGGACUGUUUUCCACGCCCAAUCCAACAUCCAAUUUUCUUCCACAAGCAGAUCAAUGGGCUGGAGAUGGAAAUAUGGAGUUCGCCGGACCGGGUGUGCAUAAUACUGUUCUUCAAUUCUCCGAUGGUCAUCUUCAGAUUCCCGAUCCAGCGAACACCAUUACGGAUCCUGUUGACCCCAGAUGGGAGUUUGAUGAGAGUGAAACGAUCGUUUUCAACAGUUUGAUUAAUACGGAUUUACUCGCGGAAAGGAAUCAUUUAGGGGCGUAG